GUCUCUUUGACGAUCAAAACAUUACAUUUUAUCGCAAGGAAAUCGGAAGAAGCGAAAAAUUGAAAUAGAUAUUUCUUGGUCAUCGACUUUAUUGAGUUUUUAUUGAGUUUUUGAUAAUAUGAUUUCUCGUAAAAAAAAAAAGAAAAUUCUUUCAGUUAGCUCUCUCUGUUGCGGACGAAAGAUUAUUGAUUUUGGACGCAGAGAAUUUCGAAAAGUUGUUCUCUGAUUCUGUAAAAGUUUUACCAAUGAACAAUACCAUUGACUGCUCUUACGGUUUUUAUGUCUCUUUUCGGAUAUGCAAAUGAUUUUCUAAACUCUUCUUUUUUUCUGUCAAUGGUUCUGGACUUCUUAUACUUUUUUUUGACGCUUUCACUAAUUAGAAUGAUUUAUUAAUUCCCUGCAGAGUUGGCAAGGUUGUUUACACACGUAGUAUUUCCUCUUUAGACAAAUCGAUUGUGGGCAAUGUUCCAGUCUGUCGGCGAGAAACCGACUUUACUUUAUAUGGGUAAAUCUACAAAUUUUAAUUUUCAUUACCGCUGCAAAAUAGAUGAAAGACCCUUCUCCGCUUCCCACAUGAAAGUGAAGCCUUUCCAUUCGCUUCAGGUCCUUCAGGGACGUUAUUGAAAGGGUCAACUCCUGCAUGUGCAAUUUUGCAGAGUACGGAUAUUCGAAGCUCUAGCGACAACGAGUAAAGACCGAAGAAGCUACUCUUUGGGAUUCACUGAAACCGGUUAACCUUCGUUUACGAAACUCCGCAUUUUGGAAUACCAUUGAGGACCAGCAAUGGGGACGAGAUGGAACAAUUCUUUGGCUGAGAAAGAAAUGACAAUGACAAACUUAUCAACAUCUAAAGGCCCUCAUAAUAUUGAGGUAACUCAAGCGCCCAACUCGAUGUCCUCUGAACUGAGAAUAAUAACUCUCACGCUCUAUGCGGUUAUAUUUCUUGUAAGUGCAGUGGGAAAUUCUUUAGUUUGCACGGUGAUUUUACGACGGAAAAAGAUGAAAACUGUGACGAACUAUUUCGUAUUAAAUCUGGCGAUUGCAGACUUGACUUUCACUUGCAUUUGUAUUCCUUUUGACAUUCCUGUACAAGAAAUGAACUACCGAUGGCCCUACGGAGCAUUUCUUUGUAAACUGUUAUAUCCCCUUCAAACACUCACACUAUUUGCGUCUGUUUACACACUGACAGCCGUCAGUUUGUCGCGAUUCUGGGCAAUAAACCACCCUCUCCGUCGACAGCUUUCGACCAGAAGCGCGAAAUUCAUAAUUGUGGGAAUAUGGAUUGCGUCCCUCGUAGCUGUCACGCCAUACAUCAGUGUUUCCGAGAAAAACGGUGAGUCCGGAAAAUGUGAUGAGGAAUGGCCGAGCAAAAGCGCACGAAAAACGUACACGGUUACGCUGUUUGUGUUUGAAUAUAUAUUUCCGCUGACAGUAAUUGCAGGCGCGUACAUAAGCAUUGGCCGAGAGCUUGCCCAUCGCGCUAGGAACGGUAACCGUUACUUGCAAGACCUCCAAUCCGAGGAGGCGAAGAAAGUUGUGCGCAUGCUCAAGAUAGUAACCCUUAUGUUUGCUGUAUGUGUUUUGCCAAAUAAUAUUCUGUGGUUGUGGUUGGACUUUGGCGGAGCAGAUGAAAAAUACGACAGAUUCUGGGAUUUAGUGGCGCUUGGUAACAUAAUAACGUUUGCAAACAGCGCGGCUAACCCAAUUUGCUACACGAUUCUGAAUGAAAGCUACCGCAAUGAGUUCAAGGAUCACCUCAUGAAGAUGUUCAACAAGAUCAUAGGAAAGCCAUCUGAAGGACGAAGGGAACUUCUGCGAAUGAAUGAUAACGGUGAUAGUCAACGAAAGUUACGAACUGCUACAAUGAGUUCCGCUUUCUAACAAGAAAUGACACUUUUAUACCGAUGAAGUCCAGGCACAGCUUUUGUAUCGUAUUUUCAAAAUUAAAAUUAAAACCUUUAUUUGUAA
This is a messenger RNA of Pocillopora damicornis (cauliflower coral), 1968 nucleotides long. Its product is annotated as neuropeptide FF receptor 1. Gene Ontology annotation, molecular function: neuropeptide Y receptor activity. NCBI's taxonomy places the organism in Eukaryota, Metazoa, Cnidaria, Anthozoa, Scleractinia, Pocilloporidae. Gene Ontology annotation, cellular component: plasma membrane. The record is from RefSeq and is a predicted model, not a curated record. Gene Ontology annotation, biological process: G protein-coupled receptor signaling pathway.